AUGGGUCCCGGGCCCCCGGCGGCGGCGGCGGCGGCCCCGCGGGCACUGCCCCUGGUCGCGCGGCUCAGCUACGCCGUGGGCCACUUCCUCAACGACCUGUGCGCGUCCAUGUGGUUCACCUACCUGCUGCUCUACCUGCACUCGGUGCGCGCCUACAGCUCGCGCGGCGCCGGCCUGCUGCUGCUGCUCGGCCAAGUGGCCGACGGGCUGUGCACACCUCUCGUGGGCUACGAGGCUGACCGCGCCGCCGGUCACUGCGCCCGCUGCGGCCCGCGCAAGACCUGGCACCUGGUCGGCACUGUCUGCGUCCUGCUCUCCUUCCCCUUCAUCUUCAGCCCCUGCCUGGGCUGCGGCGCCGCCACACCUGAGUGGGUGGCUCUGCUCUACUACAGCCCCUUCAUCGUGGUCUUCCAGUUCGGCUGGGCUGCCACGCAGAUUGCGCACCUGAGCCUCAUCCCGGAGCUCGUCAACAACGACCACGAGAAGGUGGAGCUUACGGCUCUCAGGUACGCCUUCACUGUGGUGGCCAACAUCACUGUCUACGGUGCUGCCUGGCUUCUGCUCCACCUGCAAGGUUCCCCACACACGGGGCCCACCCAGGAACUCAGUGACCAGCUGGGGGCCCAAGAUGUGCCAGUAUUCCGGAACCUUUCCCUGUUAGUGGUGGGCAUCGGAGCCAUCUUCUCAUUGCUAUUCCACCUGGGCACCAAGGAGGGGCGCCAACGGCAGCCGGAAGAGCCCAAUGAACACAGUCCUCUAAUUACUCCCACAGCCAGGCCCCUGCUACGUUGGAAACACUGGCUUCGAGAGCCAGCCUUUUAUCAGGUGGGCAUGCUGUAUAUGAGCACCAGGCUCAUUGUGAACCUGUCCCAGACAUACAUGGCAAUGUAUCUCACCUACUCCCUCCACCUGCCCAAGAAGUUCAUUGCGACCAUUCCCCUAGUGAUGUACCUCAGUGGUUUCGUCUCCUCAUUCCUCAUGAAAACGAUCAACAAAUGGAUCGGGAGGAACUUGACCUACUUCACCGGCCUCCUCAUCAUCCUCACCUUUGCUGCCUGGGUGGCACUGGUCAGUGGGCUGGGCACAGCAGUGUACGGGGCGGCUGCGCUGCUCGGUGCAGGCUGCGCCACCAUCCUCAUCACCUCCCUGGCCAUGACAGCUGACCUCAUCGGUCCCCACACGCAAAGCGGAGCCUUCGUGUAUGGCGCUAUGAGCUUCUCGGAUAAGGUGGCCAAUGGGCUGGCUGUCAUGGUCAUCCAGAGCCUGCACCCCUGUGUCUCGGAGCUCUGCUGCGCCGCCUGUGUGAGUUUCUACCACUGGGUGAUGGUGAUGGUGACCGGCGGAAUGAGCGUGGCCGCCACACUGGCCCUCUGCAGCCUCCUCAUCUGGCCCAUCCGCCUGCGGAACUGUGAGUCCGACACCCACCCCCACAUACCCCCCCUCCUCUCCCGUCAUGGGAUCCUGGGGGAUGGUGAGAGGGUCCUGAUGGAGCCUGGGCCCCCGGGACCUGCCCAGACUUACCCCUCCAUCCGCUUGUCUGGACUGGGGUCUCCCCACAUGCUGGCAGGGGGCCCCCUUGAGAAUGGCAUUGUCCAAGGAGCCUACCAGGAGACCUGCUAUGGGGUCAUGGGCUGGACCCAGACCUGA
Molecule: messenger RNA, 1647 nt
Organism: Chrysochloris asiatica (Cape golden mole)
Lineage: Eukaryota; Metazoa; Chordata; Mammalia; Afrosoricida; Chrysochloridae
Gene: MFSD12
Product: major facilitator superfamily domain containing 12
Exons: 10
Coding region: 1-1647 (548 amino acids)
Biological process (GO): carbohydrate transport
Cellular component (GO): membrane
Molecular function (GO): symporter activity
Source: RefSeq, a predicted model, not a curated record